Nylanderia fulva is the source of this 1267-nucleotide messenger RNA. RefSeq names its product mediator complex subunit 31 (gene MED31). Gene Ontology annotation, molecular function: transcription coregulator activity. The record is from RefSeq and is a predicted model, not a curated record. Gene Ontology annotation, cellular component: mediator complex. Gene Ontology annotation, biological process: regulation of DNA-templated transcription. Lineage: Eukaryota; Metazoa; Arthropoda; Insecta; Hymenoptera; Formicidae.
UGAUCACACGUCUGUUUUUUUUACGUCGUCUGUGAUGAUGAUCAAUUCUGAACGUUUGCAAUUGUAUUUUCGUAUAUACUUUGCUGUGUUGAAACAAUUAAUACAAUUGAUGUACUAUGAAUCGAUUGGAUGAUUCGGGGCUCAUGAAAGGCAGAAAACCAUCUUUUAUUGGGAUGAAUGGGGCUCCCGAGACGGAUGAUCAACAGCGAUUACGGUUUCAAGUUGAAUUAGAGUUUGUACAAUGCCUUGCAAAUCCAAAUUAUCUGAACUUUUUAGCACAACGUGGCUACUUUAAAGACUCGACAUUUAUCAAUUACCUUAAAUAUCUACUGUACUGGAAAGAGCCAGAGUAUGCCAAAUAUUUGAAAUAUCCUAUGUGCCUAUAUUUUCUUGAUUUAUUGCAAUACGAGCACUUUAGACGAGAAGUUGUAAAUUCUCAGUGCACAAAAUUUAUCGACGAUCAACAAAUUUUAUUGUGGCAGCAUUAUACACGACGUCGAACGAGACUUUUGCAAACAGCUGCUGAGCAAACGCAACACAUCAAUCCUCAAAAUAACGGUAUCACGCAAUCUAAAGUUCCCUGAAAUUGCAAUUUUAAUCAUGUUCUCAUUCCACAUAUUCAAAAUACUAAACAUAGAUAUUUACAUUUUACGUGAUUGUUUUUGACACGAUAUAUUUGUGUAAGAAAUGAAGUAUAUUGUUUGACUGUGAUAAUUGAUGAAAUUUCUUAUACACUUUUAUAUAAUCAAAUAAUAUCGCUUUCUCAUAUACAUGCGAAUAAAUUAUUUAUAAAAAAGCAUUAUUAAACAUCAAGAAAGAUAUUUGAAAGACUUUUCUUUCAUUCUAAUGUUCAGUUUUUUAUUAUUACAUUAUAAUGAGUGUACAUGUGUGUAUUUAGAUAUAGUAAAAUGCAAUCAUCUAUAAACAAUCCGUUAUAUUUGCAUAAGCUAUCUUUAAAUUCUAUCAUAUGUACAUUAAAAAUUAUCUAGAUCAUCUGUCACAUUAUUUUAAAAUGGGCACACACGAAUUUCUGCCGCGUUAUCCUAAAUCUUCUCUUUAUAAAUUUUUUAUGUUUCAAAUUAAAAUAAAUACCUGUUGCUAUAUAUAAAUGCAACAAGAUUAUUGGAUUCUUAUACAAUGUAUAUCUUAUAGUUAGUAGUAUCAGAGAGAGAGAAAAAGAGAGGGAGAGAAGAUAAUAUGCGUAUGAUAUCUACUCAAUAAAAAUAAACUAGUUUUUUUUUUAUACAAAAUUGCUUUAUCCAAUAGA